AACGAAAUGUCGGAGCGUGGCAAUUUCCGCGGAGGCCGCGGUGGGCGACGAGGCGAUCGUGGCGGUCGUGGCGGCGGACACGCUCAAGGCGCCGACAGGAAGAAAGAGAAUAUUCUUGAUCUCGCCAAGUACAUGGACAAGGACAUCACCGUGAAAUUCAAUGGAGGAAGAGAAGUUACCGGUACUCUCAAGGGCUAUGACCAACUCAUGAACCUGGUGCUUGACAACGUGAAGGAAACAACAAGAGACGAAGACGGCAACACCAGUACUCGCAAUCUUGGACUUCUCGUGGCUAGAGGAACUCUGCUCGUACUCAUAUCGCCCGUAGACGGCAGCGAGGAAAUCGCGAAUCCAUUCGUGCAAGCUGACGAUGACGACGAGUAAAGAUGAUUCUUUAUGAAGUCCUCGCUUUCUGGCAUAUGAAUUCAUGGGACCUGACCUCCGCACGCAUGGAAAAGAAACCGAAUGAAUGGAUUGAAGAAGAGCUCUCGCAACCUCGUCACUGGAAUUUCGUGCCCACAUAAUCACAAUCUGAGCCAGUGAUUGUGAGACGAGCUGGAACGGACGACACUAUGCCUUGAAGGUGAGCCCUAUGCGGCAACGCGGAAAUGCAGAGUAUACUCGCAGUCUCACCCGUCAUGCAUGACAAGUAGGCUGACAAUCCAAGCUGAACUCAACAUGAUGACUCUUGUAUACUCUCAAACAUAUCUUCCCCCCAAAAAAAUGACUAUCGUAGGGUACAUACUCCAGACGCAAACAGAAAUCCACCCUCAUAGCACAUGUGCUUCAAAAGUCAACGUACGCCAACAAGUAACAAUCGUAACACUCGUCCGUCCACAUAUUACCUAGUAUGGAGUAUUAGCCUUCUUAAUGGCAUCCCAAUCAGGCCCAGCAACGCCUUCCUGUCCAGGUUGAGCAUGUCCAGCCUUGGUACCUGCUCCCUGCCCAGUUCCAAUACUAGCAUUUCGCAGCGCAGGAUCAGUCUCGUGAUAUCCUUCGAUUUGAGGAGUUCCAUCAGUCCCACCAUGACCAUCACCAAACUUGUCGACAUUCAUUGGCAAGCCGGUGUGGGGUUCGAUGACAGUACCCCCCGCUGCACUGCUGGUCGGAGGCAGAUUCUGAGCUUGGCGUUCGGCUUGCUCGACUUCUGCUGCGGCGACAAGGGGGUGGUCGAGAUCACCCUUGUUGUGACCAGUCUUUUCAUUGGAAACAUCCUCGGUCUCUUUGCUAUCGUGUCGGCC
Messenger RNA from Pseudocercospora fijiensis CIRAD86, 1241 nucleotides. RefSeq lists its product as uncharacterized. The record is from RefSeq and is a predicted model, not a curated record. The coding region runs from base 7 to 384 and encodes 125 amino acids. The transcript has 3 exons. Gene Ontology annotation, cellular component: U12-type spliceosomal complex; catalytic step 2 spliceosome; U6 snRNP. Gene Ontology annotation, molecular function: RNA binding. Gene Ontology annotation, biological process: mRNA splicing, via spliceosome; nuclear-transcribed mRNA catabolic process. NCBI's taxonomy places the organism in Eukaryota, Fungi, Ascomycota, Dothideomycetes, Mycosphaerellales, Mycosphaerellaceae.